Echinops telfairi (small Madagascar hedgehog) is the source of this 1991-nucleotide messenger RNA. It is a transcript of the gene C3AR1, whose product is annotated as complement C3a receptor 1. The transcript is spliced from 4 exons. Gene Ontology annotation, biological process: inflammatory response; complement receptor mediated signaling pathway; phospholipase C-activating G protein-coupled receptor signaling pathway. The record is from RefSeq and is a predicted model, not a curated record. NCBI's taxonomy places the organism in Eukaryota, Metazoa, Chordata, Mammalia, Afrosoricida, Tenrecidae. Gene Ontology annotation, cellular component: plasma membrane. Bases 221 to 1594 code for a protein of 457 amino acids. Gene Ontology annotation, molecular function: G protein-coupled receptor activity; complement component C3a receptor activity; complement component C5a receptor activity.
UCGUGCAGUGAGGGCUAGCCGGGACUCUGCUGGGGACUCCCAGGUUGGUGCUGCAGCCUUGAACUACGGCCUGUUUUGGGCAUUCUGGUGGUGUCCCGGAUUACACACUGGACUGUUCACUGAAAUGUCAGCACUUCAUACCCAUCAGCCACCUCCACGGAAAAACGACCAGCUGCAGGAAAUUGUUCGCACUUGACUACUAAGCUAAAGAAGCAUAACAAUGGAGUCUUUCUCUAAUGAGACCAUUUCAACUGACCUGCUCUACCCACUCUCAGAAGAACCCCACACCAUUCUCUCCUUGAUCAUUAUGGGCUUCACUUUACUAUUGGGAGUGCCAGGCAAUGCACUGGUCUUGUGGGUGAUGGGCCUAAAGAUGAAGCAAACAGCAAACACGGUUUGGUUUCUCAACCUCACGGUUGCAGAUUUUGUCUGCUGCCUAUCCCUACCUUUCUCCAUGGCUCACUUGAUUCUUCGAGGAUACUGGCCCUAUGGCUGGCUCCUUUGCAAGCUCAUCCCCUCGAUCAUCAUCCUUAACAUGUUCGCCAGCGUCUUCCUGCUUACUGCCAUCAGCCUGGACCGCUGCCUUUUGGUCAUCAAGCCAAUCUGGUGCCAGAAUCACCGCAACGUGAGGACAUCCUACCUCCUUUGUGGGUGUAUCUGGGUGGUGGCUCUCACAAUGUGUGUGCCUGUGUUCGUGUACCGGGAAACGUCCACUGUGGACAACUAUGAUGUGUGUGGCUACAAUUUUGGCAUCCAUAGUUCAUUAGAUUACUCAGACUCCAUCUAUGAUCCACUGGAAGACAGAUUUCUUGAUAACUUCACUGCUCAGCUGCCUGGGAAAAUGGAUGAUAAAUUCAAUUCUUCUUCUUUCCAAACAAAUGAUCAUCUUUGGCGGACAACUUCCACUGGUCCCCAUGCUCAAACAUCUCCAGUGGUCUCACCUGGUCUUCCUAGGGGUUUGCCUGAAUUCCCCAGUGAGGAUCGCAGGACUGACUUUCUGAAAAACUCUAGUGUUCUUCCCUCUACUGAUUCCCCCAGUGCUGCUAGCACUUUCUUAUACAUAGAUGAGUUUUAUUACUAUUAUCAAAGUGGUAAUUUUAGCCAAUACUCAUAUUACGAUCUAGUGCCAACACCCUUAGUAGCAAUAACCAUCACUAGGCUAGCAGUGGGUUUCUUGUUGCCCUUUACUAUCAUCGUGGCCUGUUACACCCUCAUUAUCUGCCAAAUGCAACAAAGACGCACCUCCAAGUCUCGGGGCAAGACUCUGCAUGUGGCCACAAUGGUAGUGGUUGUCUUUCUUGUCUGCUGGACUCCAUACCACAUUUUUGGAGUCCUACAUUUGUUUACUGAUCCAGAAACUCCCGUUGGGGGAGCUCUGGUCUCCUGGGACCAUGUGGUCCUGGCUCUAGCAUCUGCCAAUAGCUGUUUCAAUCCAUUCCUCUAUGCCUUUCUGGGGAAAGAUUUUAGGACAAAAGCAAAGCAGUCCAUGCAGGGCAUUCUAGAGGCAGCCUUCAAUGAGGAGCUCACACACUCCACCAGCUGCCACCAAAACAAAAUCUCUCUAGAAAAAAGUAGUGUCAAUACAACUGUGUGAAAAGAUGGAGUGGCCAACUCAAUCAGAGAUUCUUAGUGAAUGCAUUCAGGGUAAUACAGUUCUGAAAGCAUGAGAGAGAAAGUGAACAGGGGAAUUCAGAAACCAUGAAAGAAUCAUAAGCAACAUUUUAGUCCAAUGAUUCGCAAGGUGUGGUGCCCUGGCUUGUGAUACCAGCAUCCCCUGAACACGUGUUAGCUCUGCAAACUCAAGCCUCCUGCCAGACUUGCAGAAAUCAGAAUCUCUGGGAGGUGUGGCUCAGAUGUCUUCUUGUUUUAACACACCCUCUUGCUUUUGAUGCCUGAAACAUUGAGAAUUAUGGUGGAAGUUGAUCUUAAGAUAAACAAGAAACUAAACUUUUUUUCAUUGUCAUUCUUUUGGUUGUUUUUUUAUUUUGUCU